Messenger RNA from Pungitius pungitius (ninespine stickleback), 2969 nucleotides. RefSeq names its product centrosomal protein 85 (gene cep85). The transcript is spliced from 14 exons. Gene Ontology annotation, cellular component: centrosome. The coding region runs from base 378 to 2768 and encodes 796 amino acids. NCBI's taxonomy places the organism in Eukaryota, Metazoa, Chordata, Actinopteri, Perciformes, Gasterosteidae. The record is from RefSeq and is a predicted model, not a curated record.
ACGUUAGGUAUAUCUAUAGUUGCAUCAGCAGCAAUAUUUCAAACAACGGUUUAGUCGGAAAUGUAUACCUUUUCGCGAGCGGUAGUCUGCAAAACUAACCAGUGCGGUUUCGUACAACUUGAAGGCAGGAAAUCCGCAAACGGUUUCUCAGACAACAUAAAGCGUCACUCUUCAACGGGCGGUACCGUGGCGUUAAACAAGCGGCUGGCGUGUGUUUGAUGGGUCGUCUGCCAUCACUGGGGAUCUCUCGUUCAGUUUGCUAGCGGAGGAACAACAGCGGCAGCGGAUGGUACAGAUUCGGUCUUCAGCCUGUAACCGAGAUUUGUUACCGCACUCCGUGCCUAUGUGAAACAAAGGGUGACAUUGUCCUGUAUGGAAUGACAACCUCACACAGAUAUAUUGAAUCAAAACCAGCAGCUCCGUUUGCUGACAUGGAGUGGAGGACACCAGCGGUGUCAGAGAAGUUUCAAAGCCGUUUUGGCCGCCGGCCUGGAACGGCAGACAGCGGGGACACUGGUCUUGGCACCUCAGCAUCUGACAGCACAGAAGAUUUCUGCAGUUCCAGCGGCAGCCCCCCUUUCCAGCCCAUUCGCAGUCAGAUCCCCAUACCCACUGCACAUGUCAUGCCAUCCACGGCCGGAGCCCCGGCCUCGAAGCCUCAGUCGGUGGUCCAGGAGGACUCGCUCUCCUCUGAGGGUCACAGGUCUUCCUCUGGCUCCAGAACCCCAAGUGGCUCCACUUCAAAGUCUUCCCCUCUCUCAAAGUCAGUGUCUUCGCCCAACCUGGACGCUCCACCCGCUGUGGGAGGGGAUCAUGUGGGGCCAAAGCCGGACUGUCUGAGCCGCUACCGCAGCCUCGUCAACGGGCUGGACCACUCUCUUUUCCCCUCGGAUCACACGCGGAUGGACGAGUGCCAGAAGUUUGACACUCCUGCCGUGGAGCCCACGCUAAAUCAGUCAGCCCUGUUGGGGGGGUUAUGCUCCGAUGUCAGACUCCGAUUACAGACUGCCGGCAUCCGAGAGACUCCGGACUGCAUCUCUGAGGCCUACAGAGGAGGCAUGGAGCACAGCUACAAGGUGCUCCCUGAAGCUAGGUCGGGGCUCCCCAGCCAAGCGGAAACUUCGGUUCAGAGGGGAAGUCAGCCCGCUGUGGCCGGAUCCGCUGGAGUUUACGCAAACCCUCUCAGCCUGCAGACACAAGCUCUGCUGAGGGAGCACGCAGGCUCCAAGGGAUAUGAGCCGUUGCGGCAGGACCGAUGUGCUGAACUUUCCAGCUGGCAGCAACAACAGCAACACAAGCAUCAACUGGAAAGUCUACGCAUGCAAGUGGAACAAAUGCAGCUUAUGAGUGCUGGAGUGUCCCAGUAUCCAUCUCUGUAUUCGUCGCCCGUUCACUCCGAGUCCGGCAAAUGGGACGCUCUGGUCAAAGCCAGUGAGAGUCUGCUUAAGGAAAAAGAACUUAUCAUCGAGAGACAAAAGCAGCAUAUGACCCAGAUGGAGCAGCGUCUGAGGGAGACCGAGCUGCAAGUCCAUGGAGCCCUCCUGGGUCGAGGAGCAUCUUACGGGGAUAUGUGUAUGCUGAGGCUACAGGAGGCCCAGAGGGAGAACGCCUUCCUGAGGGCGCAGUUUACGGAGCGCACAGACUGUGUGGUACUCGAGAAGGUGGAGGCGGAGCGCAGACUGGGGGCAGUCGAGGCAGAGACUCGCCGACUAACGGACUGCCUGAAGGAGGCCUGUGAGCGACACGCAGAGGAGAUGAAGAAACAGGAAGAGAGGAUCCGCAGUCGGGACAAGCACAUCAACAACCUGAAGAAGAAGUGUCAAAAAGAGACUGAGCUAAAGAGGGAGAACCAGCAGCGCAUUGAGACUCUUGAGCGCUAUCUAGCUGACCUACCAACCUUGGAGGAUUACCAGAGUCAGAACAAGCAGCUUGUGGAAGCCGAACAGCAGGCAUCUCAGCUACAAGAGAGGCUUCGAGAGCUGGAGGUCUGUCUAGAGACGACGCGCUCCCAACUCCGAGAAAGAGAAACACAGCUGGAAGAUCAAAAACGCAGGGAGAGGGACCUGCUUACAACCAUUACUGAUAUGCAGCAGCGGGUACAGCAAGGCCUCGAGGAUGGAGCCAGACUGCCUUCCCUGGACAUGGAUAAGUUCAGAGGAGAAAACAAUGCAUUGAGAGAGGAGCAACAUAGACUCAAAAAGGUCAUCGAGAAGCAGCACCGAAUGAUGGAACAGCUCGGCUCCCAGAUCCAGGCUUUGGAGGAGCAGUUAUCCCAGGAAGAGAGCAGCUCUCAGGCUGUCAGAGAAGAUGUGUUGGCCAAAGAGAAGAACGUGUUGGAGCUCCAUACAGCCCUGAGGGAGCUGUCUGCACAGAACCAGGAACUGAUGGGUCAGAAUCUGACCCUGCGGGAGCAAAUAGGUGAGCCAGAGCAGAAGAGCACUAACGAGGCGUCGUCUGGCCUGCAGCCAGCCGGGACUCGUCUAACUCAGCGGCUUCAUGUGGAGAUCGCGUCCUGCCUCGGUGACCUGCGCUCCUUGUGCAGCAUUCUGACCCAGAGGGCUCAGGGACAAGAUCCCAACCUGUCCCUGCUGCUCGGUAUCACGUCACCUCCACCGGUUACAGAGCAGGCAGAGGACUGGAUGAAUCCAGAGGUGCUGCAGAAAAAGCUGCUUGAAGCGCAACAACUCCGUCGGGAUGUCGAGGAACUCCGUAAUGUAAUACUGGACCGCUACGCGCAGGACAUGGGGGAGAACUGCAUUACCCAGUAACCUUGGCAACCAGGUGAUAUAGGAAAGGCUGCCACGCCGGUCUCUAAAACAGGCCCGUUUUUGAUGACUGAAUGUCAGAAAGUGGACUAUUUUAAUUUUUCCAAAAUGAGGACUGAGGAAAGCCCAAAUGGUUCUACUUCUACUUCUCUGGACUGACUGUAGGUUGAUUUUCAAGCCUGCCUGUAGCUCAGCAUCUCUCCC